CGUGAAAAUAAAUGUCCUUAAACAAGCACCAACAUUUCAAACCACAAAACAAAACGCUUAAGCAUCUUAAGGAACACAGUGGAAUUAAAAAGUGAAUCUUCCUUCCAAAUUUGUUGGUAGAUAUAUAUCACAGUGAUUCCAAUCUAACAAUUGACAUGCCUCGCAGUGGAUCCAGAUCUAGAAGAAGUGGUUCUUUCGGUUCAACCGUUGACAAUUUCUUGGAAACAAGCAUUUCUCAACCAGUUGAGGAAACUGCAAAGACGAGAUCUGACUAUAGCACAAGUCCACGUGGACGCAUAAGAAAUGGAACAAAUAGUCGAUCACGAUCACAGAGUUCAUCAAGAAGUAGAAGGAGUUUAAGUUCAUCACGAAGCAGAGGUAGAAGUUGCUCCCGCAGUCACUCCCAAAACAGAACAUAUACACCCAAUUUAUUACAAAGUAGAAGACAAAAUAGACACAACAAUAGUGGAAUACCCAACCAAACAAAGCAUGUGGAAUUAGAACAAGUUUUUUUGGAGCAAAGUGGGAUUGAAAUUGACCUCAAGUCAUUGAGCCUAAAGGCAGAAGAGGAACUAUCCAACCGACCAAAAAAUGGAGUGAUAUAUGAUGAAGUUGAAGCCAAUUUGAGAAGCAUUAAGAAACGAUUGAAAAUUUUGUCAAAGAAUCAUAAGACAUUCUCAAUUGAUGAGGCUAUUGAAAUAUCCGAUGCAGCUUAUAUUUUGAAGCUUAUGAGAAAAUCAGAACAUGAGAUUGAGUUGGCUGGGAAAAUGGCGCAUAGUGGCGCACUCUUUAUGCUUCAAGCCGAUAUGAUAGCCGAGAAAGGGCGCCAGCUGCUUGCACAAAGCAAGCACAAGUUGCGAAAAGCACUCUGUUAAUCAAACAAUAAUGCUAACAACAAAUUUUUUAACAUACAUGUUUUCGAAAGACUCUAUUUUAUUAGUUAAAAUUUAUAUGAAUACCACUAAACUAAUAUAAGAUCUAAAUGAUUUGGUGAUUCAUGUGUAAAUUUUAAAUGAUUAAAGAUAAUGUGCUAAAAAAUAUAAGUAAACUACUUAAGGAUUUAUACUCAGUGAAUAUCAAUGACUAAUUUGAAUUAGACUUACCGGAAAAGAUGUUGAAAAUUGGCCACACAUAAUUUUUAUUCAUGUAUUUAUGUACUACAAUAAACAUUCACCUUUGCAUGUGCUCAUUCUAUUUUA
Messenger RNA from Cicer arietinum (chickpea), 1199 nucleotides. RefSeq lists its product as uncharacterized. Lineage: Eukaryota; Viridiplantae; Streptophyta; Magnoliopsida; Fabales; Fabaceae. The record is from RefSeq and is a predicted model, not a curated record.